Molecule: messenger RNA, 468 nt
Organism: Drosophila santomea
Lineage: Eukaryota; Metazoa; Arthropoda; Insecta; Diptera; Drosophilidae
Gene: ATPsynepsilonL
Product: protein stunted
Exons: 2
Coding region: 182-376 (64 amino acids)
Biological process (GO): proton motive force-driven mitochondrial ATP synthesis
Cellular component (GO): mitochondrial inner membrane
Molecular function (GO): proton-transporting ATP synthase activity, rotational mechanism
Source: RefSeq, a predicted model, not a curated record
AGCUCUUUAAGUGAGAAGGUAAGGAAGUAAAGCACAUAACUUUACCCCAGUAUUGCAACUUACUGCAAUUGAAUUAAAACAUUAACCCUAUCAACAGGGUGGGUGCUUAAUCUUGAAAAGAAGACUUAUAUCGGAUUCUGCGUUUUCUUUUCCAAAGCAGUGAAUCCCCUAAUACUGCAAGAUGAAGGUCUGGAGAGAUGCGGGUCUUACCUACAUCCAUUAUUCCAACAUCGCAGCCCGCGUGGUGCGAGAGGCCCUCCGAGUUGAGCUCCGUGCGGAAGCCGCCAAGCGAAACAUCAGCCAUGUGAAGUUCACUCCUUGGGAGAACGGAAGGCCUGUGCCGCGCAAGAAGGAAGCACGCGAAUCCGAAUCUUAGGAGCCAUGUGCACCAUGUUUCAUCCAAUAUAUCAGCAGCUGUCAUGAUUCUACAACAAUAAUAAAAUCAAUUUAUAUCAUUUAAAAAAAUAA